Messenger RNA from Ascochyta rabiei, 1458 nucleotides. RefSeq lists its product as uncharacterized. Gene Ontology annotation, biological process: proteolysis. Gene Ontology annotation, molecular function: protein binding; metalloexopeptidase activity. The record is from RefSeq and is a predicted model, not a curated record. Lineage: Eukaryota; Fungi; Ascomycota; Dothideomycetes; Pleosporales; Didymellaceae. The transcript is spliced from 2 exons. The coding region runs from base 1 to 1458 and encodes 485 amino acids.
AUGUGGUCCAAAGUAUGCAAAAUCGCGCUGCUAGCAGGCAGUACACUUCCUUCAGCUCUCGCAUCACCUCUACAACCUAACACCUCACCCAAUGUGUUUCCAAAUACGGACCAGUGGCCUCUCGCAACCGUCGGCAAGGCACUGGAGCAGCAACUUCCUGAUGCCGACCUGCAAGCCAUUCUCGCACAUGUCUCACGUGUCAACAUUGAGGCCACAAUCCGGAAACUGGCCUCUUUUGGUACGCGACAUACGCUCUCAAGCCAGACCGACCCUAAUCGCGGUAUUGGUGCUGCUCGCGACUGGCUCACUGUUCAAUUUCGAAAAGCCGCGAAAGCGAGCAAUGGCUCUAUGAGUGUGUCGUGGAACAGCUUUAUCAAGUAUCCCGGGGAUAAUGAACGCAUUAUCUUCCCUGUCAACAUCACGACCGUUGUUGCGACUCUGACAGGCAGCGAAGAUCCCGAACGGUUUUAUGUCGUUGGUGGACACUACGACUCUAGGAACAGUGACCCGGUAGACUAUGAAGGGGAUGCACCAGGCGCUGUGGAUGAUGCAUCUGGCGUAGCAGUAUCUCUAGAAUUGGCUCGCAUCUUCGCUACCUACAAGCCCAAAGCUUCGAUAGCAUUUGCAGCUUUUGCAGGCGAGGAGCAAGGCCUUCUCGGCGCCGAAAACCUUGCUAAAACAUACAAGAACAGCUCGACUAACGUUGGCGCCAUGAUCAAUCUCGACAUGGUAGGCAACUCCAAAGCUGAAGAUGGGACUUCUGAUCCUUACAACAUCCGUCUUUUCUGCCAGGGCACUCCUCUGACAGAAAAUGCUACUGUUAUGACCUCUCGCCUCAGUAUUGGCGGCGACAAUGAUAGCCCAUCUCGUAACUUAGGUCGCCAUAUCUACGAGGUUGCUUCAAACGCCUUCACUCAAAUGACUGUGCGCCUCAUCUACCGUCUCGAUCGCUACGGCCGCGGGGGUGACCACCGCCCGUUCCUCGAAUCCGAUUUCAAUGGAGUACGUUUCGUGCAACCCAACGAAGAUUACACACAGCAGCAUCAAGAUAUCCGAAUUCAGGACGGCAAGCAAUACGGUGACCUCGUUGAGUUUCUUGACUUCGAGUAUAAUACGCGUGCAGCCAAGGUUGUCGCGAGCACAAUGUGGAGUCUCGCCAAUGCCCCUGGGGAGCCGACUAACGUCGGAAUCAACACAACGGCAAGCGAUAACUUCAGUCAGUUCAGAUGGACUGCUCCACUGGGGUUGGAGCCUGAGGGGUAUGAAAUCGUGUACAGGGAUACGAUUGAGCCGCAUUGGACGAGUGUGAUCGAAGUGGGCAACGUGAAUUGGUACAACCUCACAUCGGCGACGAUACACAAGGACAACAUCAUUUUUGGCGUCCGCAGUGUAGGCAAAGGCGGCUACAAAAGUCCUGCGGUGUUGCCAUUUCCGUUUGGUUGCGCAAGGAACUGUUGA